Molecule: messenger RNA, 3561 nt
Organism: Neurospora tetraspora
Lineage: Eukaryota; Fungi; Ascomycota; Sordariomycetes; Sordariales; Sordariaceae
Exons: 3
Coding region: 1-3561 (1186 amino acids)
Molecular function (GO): protein binding
Source: RefSeq, a predicted model, not a curated record
AUGGAGAACAACUCGCAAACCCCCAGCUCUCAGCCCAGACCUAGCGGUCUUCCUCGGCCAUCGAGACUCCCGGUUCCCGGCCAGUCCAGGCUACCCGUCCCACGAUCGACCUCGCUCCGAACAUCGCCAUCCCGGGAAUCCUUGCCCACAGACUCUGGCCUAGCCGGAACCUCCUUGCAGAGUCCAAGACUUCGAUCAACCACUUCCCGCGACCAAUUGGCUUCUACCACAACGUCGAGAAGGCCCCAAUCCAUGCUGAUUGCACCUUCGAGGGUUGUUUCGUCUCCCCAUGCCAAUUGUCACGGCGCUGCUUCACGCCAGGGACAGCCCCCAGUACCUGCGAGUACUACCAGAACGACAUCUCGACACAGCACUUAUAUUUCUCCAUCCUCGUCGAGAACCUCCGUUGUGGGAUCUUCCAUUGCCACUUCUAGGACAAGCCAGACACCACGAACGCUAGCGCCCAAACGGCAACCCUCCCGUCAGUCUUUCUCGGCCUCCACAAGCAGCCAUGCGUUGCACGAUACAGAGUCGAUAGCCUCUGAUGACAGCCCAACUUCUGCGGUCAGGUCAAACUCGUCGUUGAUAGAGAGAACGAUCGAGACCUUGUCUCAGUUGCCCUCUUCGCCAUCGGUGAGGGGGAAAUCAGCUGCCUCUUUCUAUAGCGACGGUAUACCUAAGGGAAGAACUUCGUCAAGACCAACAAGUAGGCUUUCUCGACCUGGAUCGAGUCAUCAAUCACAUGAGUCCCUCGGUGCUUCGUCCACCCACGGAAGCAGGCCUGGCUCAAGGCUGGACAAUGAGGAUGAUGGCUCCAGCUUCCACGGGACAUACGGAUCUUUAAGGCCACGACAGAGCGUCCAAUCAUUCAAUGUGCCCGCAGUGAAGAAAGCCAUCCCACGGUCAUCUCGGAUGUCUCUAUACGGGGAUCUACCGUCCCCUGUCACCGAUAAUCACAGCCCCAAGACCCCGAGCCCCGAGAAGCCGAAAAGCGCAGCACCGCGCGCCCUUGCCAAGCGAACAUCUGUCUACGGCCUUUCGAAGAAGCCAUCUGUGGCCAACCUGGACAAGGGAACGCAAGGAGCGGCACCUAGAAAGGCAUCUAUGGCCUCGCAAAGGUCUGCGGCGACAUCUGUUGAAGGGAGUGUAUCGGCAUCAUCUGGAAGCACAGCAACCUCUGCCGAUACGACCGAGACGUCCCCAGCGCAAACCUACCGGAAGCCCUCAUCCACGUUGCGUGAGCAGAUCGCAAAGGCAAAGGCUGCGGCCAAGAAAGCUGCAGUACAGCCAAUCUCCGAGUCUGCCCCUGCCCUCAGGCAGAAGUCAUCUGGCUUCGGCUCUUUUGGUGACGACUUGGGCUUUGCCUCACACAAUGAUCCUUUCAACCAGCACAGGGAUGACCAGUCACAGGCCAAGGUUCUACAGGCACGUUUUGCUACUGCAAGAACCAGUGGCCGCCUCAACAUCGCUGCAAUGGGUCUCAAAGAGAUCCCGAUUGAGGUAUUGAAGAUGUUUAACCUCGAGGCUAUCGGCGCCACUGGAGGGGCUUGGGCCGAGUGUGUCGACUUGACAAGAUUCGUGGCUGCAGAUAACGAGCUUGAGAUGAUUAGCGAUACAAUCUUCCCCGAUGUUGAUCCACAGGAGAUGGUCGACGAUGAGGACAGCGAGGGCAAUAUUUUUGCAGGACUCGAGACUUUGGAUCUGCACGGAAAUAUCUUGGUGACUCUUCCAAUGGGUUUAAGGCAACUCCGUCUGUUGACCUCUCUGAAUCUGUCCUCAAACAGGCUGGCAAACAGCUGCUUGGAGGUAGUGUCGCAAAUCACCUCUCUCAGAGAUCUGAAGCUCGGCGGUAACCUCCUCUACGGUGAACUCGACCCUUGCUUUGCGAACUUGGAGAAUCUUGAGAUCUUGGACCUGCACGGUAACAACCUCUCUUCGCUCCCUUCCAACUUUGGCAACCUCUCCCGUCUUCGCGUUCUGAAUGUCAGCGAAAAUUCUUUCGAGUCUUUGCCGUUUGCUACCUUGGCGAAGAUGCCGUUGACCGAGAUCAACGCGCGCAAGAACCAGAUCAGCGGUACAUUGAUUGAUGAUUUGGUCGAUUCUCUCCCGUUCCUACAGACAUUGGACGUCUCAUCCAACCAGCUCAUCCAUCUUUGCUCCCCAACCAAGACCGUCACUAUGCCUGCUCUCCUCCAGAUUUGCCUUUCCAUGAACCGCCUCCAGGAUCUUCCCGACAUCGGCAGCUGGGCUAAGCUGCAUACGAUUGCCGCCGAUGAGAACAAUAUCAACGCUAUUCCGGAAGGUUUCACCAAACUGGAGCACCUGAAGUCCGUCGAUUUCUCGAGUAACGACAUCCGCAUUAUCCCUAAUGAGGUAGGACGGAUGGAGAACUUGACGAUGCUGCGACUCAGUGGCAACCCUCUCCGGGAGAAGAAGUUUAGCACGAUCAGCACGGAUGAGAUGAAGGGUAUUCUGGCUCUUCGGCUCGAACCACCUGAGGACACUUCUGUCCCCGAGGUGGCUUCUGUGGCUUCUGUCCCCGAGGUGGAGGUUGUCAGCCCCAGUGAUGCCGGCUUGGAGGGUUCUGAUCUUAAGGAUCUUUCCACGGAAACCACUGAGGCCUUGCCCGAGACUAAGGAAGCCCCGGUUGAGGACGACGCUCCUGAGCGAGAAGAGCCUAUUGUUACGACUAAUGCCACGUCUGAACACGACCAGCUUACUGCUGAGAGUGACGAUAUCGAUGACUGUCGAUCUGAUAUGGACCAGUUCGCGACACCUCCAACUUCUGCCCGGGCUUCUCCAGCCCAUUCCCGCUCCCAAACGCUAACUGAGGAGAUCUGGCCCGUUAAGUCCGGCGGAGUCCUCGACCGCUCUGGAACCCAGUCCUCUUCACUCCACCCUGUCAUUUCCUCGAAGGUCGCUGCCGAACACAAAGUUUUUGAAAUCCAGCUUCACCACAACCUCUUCACCGCGUUCCCCGAAUCGCUGUCUUCCUUUGCCGCGACUCUCACCGCUUUGAACUUGUCACACAACGAGCUCGUAGCUGAGAAAUACCUCGGCGGACCAAGCGGCAACGACCACCUUGAACUCCCCGCUCUCAAGGAACUCAACCUCAACCACAACCACAUCACUAGCCUGGCGCCCUUGGUUGCUCACCUGCGUGCCCCGAACUUGCAAAAGCUCGACGUCAGCUCCAACCGCAUCUCCGCUCUGCCCGCCGGCACCGCUCUCCGCGACGCGUUCCCGAACCUCACCGUCCUCACCAUCUCCAACAAUCACCUCUCGGAGCUGGAUCCGGAGUCGAUCAGAGGUAUGCAUGUGGUGGACGCGGCUAAUAACGAUAUUGCGCAUCUGAACCCUCGUAUUGGACUCCUGGGCGGAAGCGGUGGGUUGGAGAGGCUGGAUGUUAGUGGCAAUAGGUUCCGCGUGCCCAGGUGGAGCGUGUUGGAGCGUGGGACGGAGGCGACGCUUAGGUGGCUGAGAGGGAGAGUGCCGGCUGCGGAGAAGGCGGCGUGGAAGGGGAAGGAGGGUGGUGAUGAUGAGGAUUCGGAUUUGGAUUGA